Messenger RNA from Panicum virgatum (switchgrass), 786 nucleotides. RefSeq lists its product as uncharacterized. The coding region runs from base 76 to 786 and encodes 236 amino acids. The transcript has 2 exons. The record is from RefSeq and is a predicted model, not a curated record. NCBI's taxonomy places the organism in Eukaryota, Viridiplantae, Streptophyta, Magnoliopsida, Poales, Poaceae. Gene Ontology annotation, biological process: shoot system development; root development.
CACAUCAAACCAAAGCCUCUCCUUUCUUCCACAGCAUCUCAAGUCAAAACCUCAGAUACUACUACAAUACAAACAAUGUCUUUCCAUCUAAGAUCAGUAAGCUUUCCCUCCAAGAGGUGCUCCAACGAGGCCGAAGUCCAAGAUGAGCUGCAAAGCCUAGAGGCAAGCGUCUCUUGCCGCUCUGCAACCAUCGAGGUGAUGUGCGAUGGUUUGAGGAGGCUUGGAGAUGUCUACAGCCACAUCGAGGAGAUGAUCCACUUGCCCAGCAGCCAAGUUUGCUCCAUCCAGCAAAGGAAGGAGCUGGAUGGGGAGCUGGAGAACUCACUCGAGCUAAUUGAUCUCUGCAAUGCAAUGCAAGAGAACUUUGCCGAGCUGAAGACCAUCAUCCAAGAUCUGCUUGUGGUCUUCAGAAGGGGAGACGAUGCAAGCGCUCAGGCCAAGAUCCAGUCAUACAUCUGCUUGGUCAGGAAGGCAAUGAAGCAAUUCAAGAAGACCAGCAAGAAGACUACCUGCUACAAGGAGGGCAAGCUGGUCAGGCUUCUGACCAAGGCUAGAUUGUCCGCCUCUCUUCUCGAGUCGACAUUGAGCCUCGUAUCAAAGCAAGUGGCCACGCCCAAGAGGUCUCUUGUCUCCAAGGCAUUCCAGAAGAAGAUUGUGGUUGCUUGCGAGGAGGUGCAGUUGCAGGCAUUAGAGUGCAUCAUCGGAGAUCUUGAGCAUGGAGCAGAGCUUCUGUUCAGGAGGAUGAUCCAGAGCAGAGUUUCCCUCCUAAACAUCCUCAGCUCAUAG